Molecule: messenger RNA, 714 nt
Organism: Saccharomyces paradoxus
Lineage: Eukaryota; Fungi; Ascomycota; Saccharomycetes; Saccharomycetales; Saccharomycetaceae
Gene: SHR5
Product: Shr5p
Exons: 1
Coding region: 1-714 (237 amino acids)
Biological process (GO): peptidyl-L-cysteine S-palmitoylation; protein targeting to membrane
Cellular component (GO): extrinsic component of endoplasmic reticulum membrane; endoplasmic reticulum palmitoyltransferase complex
Source: RefSeq, a predicted model, not a curated record
AUGAGCGAUAGCCAUCACAAGGAAGAGGAUAACUCAAGUACGAGCGAAAGGGCGUUGUUUUUUAAUUACCAUGAGUUUUCGUAUUCAUUCUAUGAAGACCUCGGCUCCGAAGACGCUAAACCCACAGAGCACGACGAAGACCACAAAUUGUGCAUAACACAUUUCCCGAAUGUUUACGCUGCUCGGGGCUCGGCCGAAUUCCAGGUGACCCGGGUGGUACGAGUUCCCCGGCGAUUCGAUGAGUGUCGUACCAGCCUUGAAACGCCACAAUUUAGUACGCAGCUUCCCGGAAGCGAGCCGGCGGCAAUCGUCGGUGACGACGGCAGUCGCUUUGCGCGGUGCGGACGUUACGACACUGGGGGUCACGUGUUUGGCUGCUCCUCUGUGUCGCCUCUCUCGGAACACCUUAGUGCGGCAGAGCUCGCAGAAGUGGUGCACCGGGUAAACGGAUUUUUGCUGCGAGAGGAAGGUAAGGUGUACGGGUGGUGUAAUCUGUGUGGCCUAGUGUUCGAUAUGCUUACGGGCGGUCUGUGGAGCUGGGUUUUGGGGCCCCUUCUUUCUAGACUUGUGUUUCAGGAGUCUCUCGCGUUAGAGCAGUACGUGGCGCAGCUAAACUCGCCGGGAGGCCUGCUUCACGAGCGCGGUGUGCGCCUAGUCUUGCCCCGACGGUCCGGGUGCCUAUCCUUAGAUUUCGUCGUGCCCGGACCCAAAUAG